This is a messenger RNA of Thalassophryne amazonica, 5724 nucleotides long. RefSeq names its product mannosidase, alpha, class 2A, member 2 (gene man2a2). Bases 847 to 4302 code for a protein of 1151 amino acids. The record is from RefSeq and is a predicted model, not a curated record. Gene Ontology annotation, biological process: protein deglycosylation; N-glycan processing; mannose metabolic process. Gene Ontology annotation, cellular component: Golgi membrane. Gene Ontology annotation, molecular function: alpha-mannosidase activity; carbohydrate binding. NCBI's taxonomy places the organism in Eukaryota, Metazoa, Chordata, Actinopteri, Batrachoidiformes, Batrachoididae. The transcript has 23 exons.
CACAAGGCUUUGCAGCAGCGAGUUAGCUCGGUUUGUUCCUGCCUGGAGCUAAAAGCUCACACAUUCUUUUUCGGACUGAUCUUCUGUGGCUGGUACAGAAGACCCUCUGCUGUGAUUCCAACUUGGCAUCACUUAUCAAGGAUGCACGCCUUCUAUGCUGCCAAAGUAUAUGCACUGUCACCAUGCAGCUGAGAGAAGAACAACAUUUGUCUCAUUGCAAUUCCUGGAGCUGCUAGGGCAUGCUUGAGGCUGGAUUUUAAAAAGCUGCUUUUCUGAGCCAAUUUGCUCUCUAUCUUACUUCCACUGUUGCAGCCUAGUAUGUAAACUGUCCCAGAGACAAACUGACAAAAAGGGGACUCUGGCUGUACUGAAGGAUUAGAUGCUUUGGCAGUGGGAACUGGACCAGCAGAGAGCGCCUGCAUCAAGGCACAUCAUGCUACAGGGACACUAGAGUCCCUGUUUAUUCCCCCUCUGUGUGGCACUUUUUUUUCUGUCUUUUCCUGCAGUGUCAUAGGUUCGGAUGGUUGAGUACAAGAGCUACUUUGAAGGAGCCCACUGGUGGCAGUGGUUUGGCCAGAGCUGACAGACUGCUUGCCAGCUAUUGCUGAUUUAGUAGCCCUGUCUGCUUGCAUCCAUUGCUGUUGCACCCUCAACUGUGGUCUUCAGUAUGGUGAAUGGCAGCUGGAGGCAUCGUAAAUGUGGAAUUGAACCAUUCAUACUGCUGUAGCUGGCUGCUUUCUGUCAGUAGUCACACGAAGGAUUAAUUCAGCUUUUUAAGGACUAUUUCUUUGUGUGGGAAGCCCAUACUACGGUCAAGAUAAAGAAGAAAAGAAACUGUAUUGAAGAAUGAAGCUGAGGAAACAGGUGACUGUCUGUGGCGGGGCCAUAUUCUGUGUGGCUGUAUUCUCACUUUACCUGAUGCUGGAUAGAGUCCAGCAUGACCCUGCAAGGAGACAGAAUGGUGGGAACUUUCCACGGAGCCAGAUCUCAGUCCUGCAGAAUCGAAUAGAGCAGCUGGAGCAGCUUCUAGAAGAAAACCACCAAAUCAUUAGCCACAUAAAGGACUCUGUCAUGGAGCUCACAGACACAGGAGCUGUGUCUCCCAGUGGCCACCUGCCUUUCAAGAGUGCCAAUGGUUCUUGGGUUCUCCCCUUGGAUGGGCGCCCCACUUUUAUUGCUGUCAAGCCCCAGGAUUGCCACUUUGCAACAGGCAGCCGUGGUCAGACAGACGUUCAGAUGGUGGAUGUGUACUCCCUCCUGAAAUUUGAUAACCCUGAUGGGGGAGUGUGGAAGCAGGGCUUUGACAUUACUUAUGACAGUGAAGAGUGGGACAGUGAGCCUCUGCAAGUGUUUGUGGUACCCCACUCCCAUAACGAUCCAGGUUGGAUCAAGACUUUCGACAAGUACUUCACAGACCAGACACAGCACAUUUUAAACAACAUGGUGGUGAAGCUGGCUGAGGACCCCCGCCGGAAGUUCAUCUGGUCUGAGAUUUCAUUUUUUUCGAAGUGGUGGGAGACUGCAGAUGUACAUAAACAAGAGGCCAUGCGCAAACUGAUCCUUGGAGGACAGUUGGAGAUAGUGACAGGUGGUUGGGUGAUGACAGAUGAAGCCAAUGUUCAUUAUUUUGCCAUGAUAGACCAGUUAAUUGAGGGACAUCAGUGGCUGGAGAGGAAUUUAGGUAUAACUCCUCGCAGUGGGUGGGCUGUAGACCCUUUUGGUCACAGUGCUACUAUGCCUUACAUCUUGAAGAGGGCCAACUUGACUAGUAUGCUGAUCCAGCGGGUUCACUACUCCAUCAAAAAGCACUUUGCUUCAACACGCAGCCUGGAGUUCAUGUGGCGGCAGGCCUGGGACACUGCAUCGAGCACAGACAUCUUUUGCCACAUGAUGCCGUUCUACAGCUACGACGUGCCUCACACCUGUGGGCCUGACCCCAAGAUCUGUUGCCAGUUUGACUUCAAGAGGUUACCAGGUGGUCGAAUAAACUGUCCCUGGAAAGUGCCGCCGAAAGCUGUGGUGGAGGCAAAUGUAGCAGAGAGGGCACAGCUGUUGUUGGACCAGUACCGCAAAAAGUCCAAACUUUACCGCAGCAAGGUAGUCCUUAUUCCUUUAGGGGAUGACUUUCGAUAUGAUAAGGCUCUGGAAUGGGAUCAGCAGUACGUGAACUACCAGAAGUUGUUUGACUACAUGAAUUCUCACCCAGAAAUGCAUGUGCAGGCUCAGUUUGGGACUCUCACAGACUACUUCAGUGCUGUAUACAAAGUGAACGGAGUGGCCCAGGGAUCCAGACCUGCAGACUACCCAGUGCUUAGUGGAGAUUUCUUUUCCUAUGCUGACCGUGAAGACCAUUACUGGACUGGUUAUUUCACUUCUCGGCCCUUUUACAAGAGCCUUGACCGCAUCAUAGAAUCACAUCUCAGGGGGGCAGAGAUACUUUACAGCCUGGCAGUGGCGAAUGCUCGACAUGCAGGCAUGGAAGGACGCUACCCGGUGUCAGAUUAUGCCCUCCUCGUCGAUGCAAGGAGGUCUGUCGGCCUCUUCCAGCAUCAUGACGCCAUCACUGGCACUGCAAAGGAGAAUGUUGUCAUUGACUACGGUACCAAAUUACUGCGUGCACUCAUUGGUUUGAAGAGAGUAAUCAUAAACGCUGCUCAUUUCCUGGUGAUGAAGAACAAAGAGUUUUAUCGCUUCUACCAGACAGAGCCUUUCUUUGAGACGGAUGACCGACGCGCUACUCAAGACUCUAUGCCACAGCGCACUUUAAUAGAACUGGAUCCAGCUGGGCCGAGGUAUGCAGUUCUGUUCAACCCUGUAGAGCAGGAGCGGCUCUGUGUCGUGACAGUUUUGGUCAACACGGUCAGGGUGCGCGUGCUCACUGAGGAUGGACAGACCGUCCCUGUGCAGCUGAGCGCACAGUGGAGCUCUGCGAGCCAAAUGAGCGCUGAAGUGUUUGAGGCCACAUUUAUGGCUCGCUUGCCACCCCUGGGUUUGGCCGUUUUCCAUCUUUAUGACUCGCCCGACUCCCCGAUGACGCUCCGCUCGGACACGCUGCUCAGACUGUCUGGUCGCGGCGUAAGCGCCCGAGCUGUGGACCCGCUGCCUGUCCGCUCCCAGCAGGCAGAACCUCACAGCUUCUACAUCAGCAGCCAGUCUCUCACACUGGGUUUCUCCGGGACCACUGGCCUGCUGGAGAGCAUUAAGCGCAGAGACGAUCCUCAGGAAGUGAAGGUUCAGAUGCAGUUCAUGGUCUACAGCACGCGCUCCUCGAAGGACAAAAGCGGGGCUUACCUCUUCCUACCUGACGGCAAAGCGAAGCCCUAUAACCAGAAAGAGCCGUCUGUGGUUCGUGUUGUGGAGGGGCCUCUCUUCUCAGAGGUGGUGGCGUACUACCAGCAUUUUCAACAAACCAUUCGCAUUCACAAUGUGCCAGGGGUGGAUGGCUUAUCGAUAGAUGUGAACACUGUGGUGGACAUCAGAGAUCAGACCAAUAAAGAGCUGGCCAUGCGACUGGUCACAGACAUCCAGAAUGGAGACGUCUUUUACACAGACCUCAACGGCUUCCAGAUGCAGCCCCGUCGCAGCUACUUAAAGCUUCCACUCCAGGCUAACUUCUAUCCCAUGCCGAGUCAGGCGUACAUCCAGGACAGCCAUCACCGCCUCACGCUGCACACGGCUCAGGCGCUGGGCGUCGCCAGCCUCGAGAACGGCCAGCUUGAAGUGAUUAUGGACCGGCGGCUGAUGCAGGAUGAUAAUCGGGGGCUGGGCCAGGGCCUGAAGGACAACAAGAAGACAGCCAACCACUUCCGUCUGCUGCUGGAGAGGAGGACGAGCAACAAGAUGAUUGACAGUGGAUCUACCAGCUUCCCAUCGAUACUCAGUCACAUGACCAACGGCAUCUUGAACCAUGAGGUGCUGGCACUGCCGGUCCUGCCCAAAAAGCGCGGCAUCCCUCCCCUGCAAACCUUUGCCCCUGUCAAGUCCAUCUUGCCGUGUGACUUUCACCUGCUGAACCUUCGCAGCAUCCAGAGUCAGCAGGACCCCAAUGUGCCGUCGCUCUACACGGUGAUGAUUCUCCACCGUCUGGGGCUGGACUGUGGGCUGGAGGCGCAGAACCUGGGCUUCAACUGCACUACCACACAGGGGCAGCUGAGUGUAUCUGGACUCUUCAAGAACCUGGACCUGCAGCUGCUUCAGCCCGUGUCUCUCACCCUGAUGUACGCCAGCACGCCUCUGGCCAAUGACUCCACCGUCAGCCUGGAUCCCAUGGAGGUUUCCGCCUACAAGCUCAAACUGCACUGAGACGAGGCAGCAGAAUCCAGCAGGCUCAGACUCGGAACCAAUAACCAGGCCCACACUGGCCACAGACCAGCACCGAGCAUCUGCUCUCUUUCUGUCUCUUGCACAUGGAGAACCAUUUACUCCACGGCUGUAAUGGCUCUGACUGAACAGCAGGGGGCAGGCGAAAACUGUUAGUGUGGGGAAAACGGGUAGAUUUACAGCUCUUCCAAAUCAGACUGUCCCAGAUGCACUUGGUAAUUUUUUUUUUUUCACAGUGAUUUGAUUUCUGCUUUAUAGGAACUUUAUUAUACAUCUUUUUGUAUUUUCAUUCCAUCCUGGAGUGAACCAGUGAAUGUAAAUAUCCCGAUUACAGGCGACCUGGGACUCGCUCCAUGAGAGGGCAGCUUUCAAAAGCUUUAUUUGGUGUGUGGGUUUUUUUUAAUGCACACAAUGAAGAUUUUCCUUCACAGAAUCUCAACAGUGCAUCUUUUCAUGUAGCUGUAAAUCUAAGAGUGACUGCAUUUUUCUGUCGCUGAGCCCUGACCGCAGCCGCGGUGUUUACCAACAGAAUGUGCUUCUUUAUCUCACGAGGCGAUCCUCGCUGUGGCUUUAUAAGCUAUCAAUCGUCUGAGUUCAAGCGUCCCACUCGGCUCCUCCCACUCGUACUUUUUUCCCCUCCUCCUAAUCUGUCCACCAGGAUGAACACGGAGGGAAUUCUUUUUGUCCUCCUCACCCUCUGAGCUUUUUCUGGCUGAUGAGUAAAAGGAGUUUCAGUUCUUUCCUGUUUAGUACACGAAUAGGAAAAGAUGAUACCUCUUAUAUAUACACGUAACACAUCUUACCAGUGUGGAUGAAGAAUGUGUGUUUAAGUGAAGCUACAUUUCACGAUAUCAGGGACCAUUUAUCUGUGUGUUGUCAUGUGGUUGCAGACAAAUCAUUAUUUUUGUUUUUUUGCUUUCUUUGAAAAGAGAUCAGACAUGACACAAGGAGGGGAGGGGAAAAAAACCUUAAAACUUUCCACUCUGUGGUGCUUUUUGCCCGAGGUCAGCUUUAGCCGUCUGUUCCAUUUGUGUCUCCUCGGUGGUGUGGAGGGUAUUGUCAUCUGUGGCCAAAGCUGAAUCUGGCUGUCUCACUCUAAUCUUUUUCACAGGAGGGCUGCACGUCCUCUGGCGUGACGUGUGUCACGCCUCUGUGGUCUCACAGCGCCACUAGCCCAGAGUUCACUUUCUCUCAUCUUCUAGCUGUCACUCCUUCCGUCCGGCAGUGUCAGUGCAUCUGAUUCGCUGUAGUUUUUUUUUUUUUUUGUUAAAUGUGACAUGUAGCGCUGUCUGUUCAGAUGUAAUAUAUAUGAAGGAAAAAUGUCUCCUGUAUGUUUAUUCAUUGUGGACAAAAGGUGCAGUGGAAUCAAAGAAAAUAUCAAUGAAUAAAGUUCAAAAUGCAAAA